CAAAAACUGAUCACCAAUCCUCGACGGCACAAACAGACCUCUGCUGCUGUGAGAGACCGACUCCUACCUGUAACCUCAAAGUCUUCUCAGAAUGGCCGUGAUGCUGAAACCAUGGACAGUGCUGGUGGCCUUAGUGCUGUGUGUGCUGGUGUGUCUGGGAACACUGGCGGACGCCUACCCCCCAAAACCUGAGAACCCUGGUGAAGACGCUCCCCCAGAGGAACUGGCCAAGUACUACACCGCUUUGAGACACUACAUCAAUCUGAUCACCAGGCAGCGGUAUGGAAAGCGUUCAGCUCAGGAGGAUGUGGUUGCAGAGCUCCUGUUUGGUGGUGGCAGCAACAGGGACCAGAGAUCAAGAUACGAUGACUCGUACAUCUGGUGACUCCUCCACUCUUCUCCCUAAUCAUGGAGCAUUCCCUCUGGGUGCAUCCCACAAUUCACCUGGAGGGGCCGACAUGUGCCUCUCCGCUCUGACCCCUGAAA
Messenger RNA from Anoplopoma fimbria (sablefish), 486 nucleotides. It is a transcript of the gene pyya, whose product is annotated as peptide YYa. NCBI's taxonomy places the organism in Eukaryota, Metazoa, Chordata, Actinopteri, Perciformes, Anoplopomatidae. Gene Ontology annotation, biological process: neuropeptide signaling pathway; feeding behavior. The coding region runs from base 92 to 385 and encodes 97 amino acids. Gene Ontology annotation, cellular component: extracellular region. Gene Ontology annotation, molecular function: neuropeptide hormone activity; neuropeptide Y receptor binding. The transcript is spliced from 4 exons. The record is from RefSeq and is a predicted model, not a curated record.